Paramecium pentaurelia is the source of this 1467-nucleotide messenger RNA. Lineage: Eukaryota; Ciliophora; Oligohymenophorea; Peniculida; Parameciidae. The record is from the annotation of a GenBank genome assembly.
AUGAGUCUUUUAGUGAAUUAUUUAAAAUAGAUAGAUUUUUUUGGAGCUCCCUUAGUUUAACAAAUUGACAAGGAACAAUCCAUUUAUAAAAGUAUAUUUGGUGGAGUAAUGACAUUACUAAUUUGUUCAGCUAGUCUUUCGUAUGCCAUCUGGGUUAUCUAUUUAUGGUAAAUAAACUAAUUUAGUCCAAAAAUUUCAAGUUCUGUUUAUGUUUCAAACUUUGAAUUAUUGGAUCUAAAUUAUGAUGUUGUCAAAAUUUGUUAUUACAAAUAUGAAGAAAAUUUAAUUGAUCCCUUUGAAGCUAAAGUGCUUCUUCCUUUAAUAAUUUAUACAGAAAACUAUACAUUUACUGAAACUAAAGUAUUAAACUUAUCUGACUAAACAUCAUAUUACGGAAAUAGAUUUGUAAUUCCAUAAAUGAAAUUAGGAUUCACAGAUGUAAAUGGUUAAUUGAUAACAACAUCAGAAAUGUAUAUAUAGAUAGUUAAAUGUACACCUGAACUAUUAUAAGAAGGAGAAUAAUGUGCAACAGAGGAAAUCAGUAAUUAAUUUUUUAAUCAAGCACAGAAUAUUAUUAUCAUGUAAGUAUAAUACAAAUAGUUAAAUUCCAAAGAUGGAUCAAUUUAGUCUAGUAUAUAAGAAUUUUUUGUUUAAGUAGAAAAACUUAAUUGUUAUACUUUGAAUACAUUUUUAUAAAGUAGUUUUUAUGAAGUAAAAGAUUCAUUUCUUUUUGGAUCUCCAAAAUAUUUUGAAUUUGUUAAUGGAGCUUUAAUAUAACCAUAAACAAAUUCAAUUUAAUAUUGUUAAUAAGCAUAUGGGGAUGAAACAUAUGCAUCUUUAUAUGUGGUUAUGAAAGGAAAUCAAGUAAAAACUAUUUUUGAAUAUCCAAAUGCAGGUGAUUUACUUGCUAAUAUUGGAUCAAUUGUUUCAAUUUUAUUUAUGGUUAGACAUAUUAUAGUAAUAUUCAAUUCCUAUUAUUUAAAUGAAAAAAUAGUACAUGACUUAAUUACUUAUUAUUAUCCGCAAUUUCCUUAGAUUAAGAUAUACAAAAAUUGGAAAAGAGAUAUUAUUAAAGUUGUUCUUCAUAAUUAAUAAAUUGAUUUAAAUGAAUACUUAAAGUUUUAUGAAAACAUAAAAUAAAAAAUAGAACAAAAACUAACCUUUGUUAAUAUUAUCUAUGAAAUAUCUAGAAUCUAUAUUUUGAUACGUGCAGAUAAAUUAUAAAAUGAGAUUAAAAAAUGUCAUUCAGUUGGAUUAAAACUUGAUCAUCUCAAAUUAUCUAGUGUUGUAAUUGAUCCAUUUUCUAAAUCCAGUUGCACUUCUAGAGAAAUAGAGGAACAAACACUUAAUGAUGAAGAUAUUGGAAUUCUUUCUUUAUAAGAACGAUAAAAUUAAUCUAAAAUCUAAAUACCUGAUGAAGAGGCUGAUUUGAUCAAUUUUUAUGACAUAAAUAAAAUUAAAUCUUGA